Osmerus eperlanus (European smelt) is the source of this 4255-nucleotide messenger RNA. It is a transcript of the gene depdc5, whose product is annotated as DEP domain containing 5, GATOR1 subcomplex subunit. Gene Ontology annotation, biological process: intracellular signal transduction; negative regulation of TORC1 signaling; cellular response to amino acid starvation. The transcript is spliced from 38 exons. Lineage: Eukaryota; Metazoa; Chordata; Actinopteri; Osmeriformes; Osmeridae. The coding region runs from base 66 to 4142 and encodes 1358 amino acids. The record is from RefSeq and is a predicted model, not a curated record. Gene Ontology annotation, cellular component: lysosomal membrane; GATOR1 complex. Gene Ontology annotation, molecular function: GTPase activator activity.
AGUGGAGAAAUCAUGGUGCAGCAGAAGCUCCCAGCUAGCAUUCAGACACAACAACUCAGAAAUGCAUGAAAAAAUGCCGAUACAUUCCCCAUAAUCUGUUCACCAUGAAGACAAAUAAGACCUACAAGCUUGUGGUGCACAAGAAAGGCUUUGGGGGGAGCGAAGAUGAGUUGGUUGUGAACCCCAAAGUCUUCCCCCAAGCGAGUCUUGGAGACAUCAUUGAGAUCGCACACCCCGCAGACGAAUACAGUCCUCUCCUGCUGCAGGUGAAAAGCCUCAAAGUGGAUCUUCAAAAAGAAACCAUCAGUGUGGAUCAGACUGUUGCACAAGCCUUCAAACUGCGAGCCUAUCAAGAUGUCAUUGUCAACAUCGUGGACCCCAAGGACGUAACCCUGGACCUUGUAGAGCUCACCUUCAAGGACCAGUACAUCGGAAGAGGAGACAUGUGGAGACUGAAGAAGAGUCUGGUGAGCACUUCUGCCUACGUGACCCAUAAAGUGGAGUUUGCCGGAAUCAGAGCCCAGGCCAGUGAGCUGUGGGUGAAAGGGGAGAAGGUCACAUGUGGAUACAUCAGUGAAGACACUAGGGUGGUGUUUAGGUCCACGUCUGCGAUGGUGUACAUCUUCAUCCAGAUGAGCUGUGAGAUGUGGGACUUUGACAUCUAUGGCGAUCUCUACUUUGAGAAGGCUGUCAGUGGUUUCUUGUCUGACCUUUUUGCCAAAUGGAAGGAGAAGAAUUGUAGCCAUGAGGUGACAGUGGUCCUUUUUUCACGAACUUUUUACAACGCCAAAACUAUGGAGGAGUUCCCUGAGAUCCUGCGAGGGUCCAUCAGACAGGACCACGAGGGACGCUUCUAUGAGGACUUCUACAGGGUGGUCGCUCAGAACGAGAGACGUGACGAGUGGACCUCUCUGCUGGUCACCAUCAAGAAGCUCUUCAUCCAGUACCCAGUGUUGGUGCGCCUCAAAGGAGCAGAUGGCUUCCCCUCCGGGCAAAACUCUACCGCUGCCCAGGGGAACUAUCUAGAAGCCAUCAACCUGUCCUUCAACGUCUUUGACAAGCACUACAUCAACCGUAAUUUCGACCGCACGGGCCAGAUGUCCGUGGUGAUCACUCCCGGGGUAGGAGUGUUUGAGGUGGAUCGCCUUCUCAUGAUCCUCACCAAGCAACGCAUGAUCGACAACGGUAUUGGUGUGGACCUAGUCUGCAUGGGGGAGCAGCCUCUUCAUGCCGUGCCGCUGUUCAAGCUUCACAACCGGACGGUGCCUGGAGACUCCAGACUGGGAGACGACUACAACCUACCCCACUGGAUCAACCACAGCUUCUACACGUCCAAGAGCCAGUCUUCCUGCAGUUCCUUCACCCCCCGCAUCAAGCUGGCCGGACGCAAAAUGCAGGCAGAGCGAUUAAGGAGCUGCAAAGACCACACUCUGGGAGCCCCGAAGGACUCAGAGAACAGCCUUCCCAUCCAAGUGGACUACGAUGCCCACGAUGCACUGGUGUUCAGACUUCCUGGACCGUCGAGAGCCCAGAGGAGCACAAACUUCAGGGCGGGCCGGGAGAGGGAGACGAGCGGGAGGAAGAGCUGGGGCUCGGCCGAGGCCGGCGGCGGGGGGGCCGGGGGCGCCUCGUCCCCCGGGCGCUCGGCGGGGGGGCCGGACGAGCAGAGGAGCGAGCAGAGGAGCGAGCAGAGGAGCCUGGCGUCCGACGACAGCCUCGGCCGCGUGUCCAGCAUCCUGCUAAUCCCCCGCAUGGCACCGGCCCAGUACGAGGUCAGCAGCUCGCUGGGGUACACCAGCACCAGAGAGUUGCUGGAGAAGAUGAUGGAGUCUCAGAGGGAUUCGAGUGCGCCGGGUCGCUUCACGGUGGGCAGCGCUGAGUCCACGCUGCACGUGCGCCCAGGCGGGUACACCCCCCAGCGGGCUCUCAUCAACCCCUUCGCCCCCUCGCGCAUGCCCAUGAAGCUCACCUCCAACCGCCGCCGCUGGAUGCACACCUUCCCAGUGGGGCCUUCUGGAGAGGCCAUCCAGAUCCACCACCAGACCCGGCAGAACAUGGCUGAGAUGCAGGGCAGUGAGCAGAGAGAUCCCGCCCACACCUCCGCAGAGCUCCUGGAACUGGCCUAUCACGAGGCCACCGGCAGGCGGUCAACCUCGCGACAGACAGGAGAGAACAGUCUGUACAUCAGUGGAGGAAUGGAGGAGUUUACUGGCAGUCCAACCAGCAGUAACAGCACGGGAACCCCUGUCAACCGUGGCUCAUCAUUUGAAGACGCCACUUCUGACCCAACCCUGCUGCUAUCUCCCCCCCCGACAGUGCCUAGUUUCUGCUGCACGGUGGGGGUGGACUGGAAGUCCCUGACCACCCCGGUUCAGAUUCAGGUUCAGAUUCAGAUUCUGGUUAUGGUUCAGAUUCUGGUUCAGAUUCAGAUUCUGGUUCAGAUUCGGAUUCUGGUUCUGGUUCACUGUGAGAGGAACCGUCGCCUCCACGGCCGAGGACGACAGCGGAAACCCCCAAAACUCCCCCGUCUGACAGGAAGCUUACCCUGCUGGAUGAUGCGUUUCCUGUUUGCAGGACUCUGGAGGAACAGCAGCAGCAGCAGGGCAAGCAAAACCGCCGCCCCCGGCGACCCCGCGGCCGUUGCCGCGGCGACCACGUAUGUGGACAGCCCAAGAAAGGACGCUGCCUUCAUUCUGGAUUUUAUUCGUAGCCCUCUCUCCUCCUACAUCAGUUACUCGCAGUUGCCGGCUGAUCCACCAGAAGGUGCCCAGGCAGACGUGGGACCUGGCGGUGCCAUGGAAACCAGUGGUCAGUCGGACGGAGGGGCCUUCGCUCUGUCCUCCUCCUCCACCCUCAUGGAGAUCCUGGAAGCCAUCAAACACCCCGCGACAGGUGUGCAGCUCCUACCUGAGCAGAAAGGACUGCCCCCUAACUGCUUCAUCAGCGCCGAGAUCGUCCAUUGGCUGGUCAACAACGUAGAGGGCGUGGCCACCCAGGUCAUGGCCGUGGAAAUCAUGCAGAAGAUGCUGGAAGAGGGCCUGGUGUCUCACGCGUCGGGCGACGCCAUGCGGACCUUCAUCUACGGCUUCUACUUCUACAGGAUCGUGGCGGAGAGAGAAGGCCCCCAGCCCCCCCCUCCCCCUGCGGCCGGGGGCUGGUCGGCGGCUGCCCUGGAGGACUUUGCCCUGUUCCAGAGGAAGUGGUUCGAGGUGGCCUUUGUCCUGGAGGAGCUCCGCCCUUGCGACCUGCCCGUCUUCCUGUUGCCAUGGCUGCCCAGCCGGCCGGCCUCGUACGCAAGUAGGCACAGUUCCUUCAGCCGCAGCUUCGGAGGACGCAGCCAGGCCGCCGCUCUGCUAGCUGCCACUGUUCCGGAACAGAAGACAGCCACCCUGGACGUGGACGUCAACAAUCGCAGCGACCGCACCGAGUGGUGCAGCUGUUAUUACCAUGGCAACUUCUCCCUGAACGCCGCCUUUGAGGUCAAGCUACACUGGAUGGCUGUCACUGCAGCUGUGCUCUUUGAGAUGGUCCAAGGCUGGCACAGGAAAGCAGCUUCCUGUGGGUUCCUUCUGGUGCCGGUCCUGGAGGUUCCCUUCGCGCUGCCCUCGUACCUGUACGGCGACCCGCUCCGAGCCCAGCUCUUCAUCCCUCUCCACAUCCUCAGUCUGCUUAAGAACGGCUGUGAUAACCUAUUCGACGGUUUUGAGCCGGAGACAUACUGGGAACGAAUGCAGCUUUUUCAAGAGGCCAUACUUUACAGAUUUGGAUUUGUUCAAGACAAGUUUUCAGCUUCGGCUUUCAGUUUCCCUUCAGAGAACAAGCCCCAGUACAUACACGUCACAGGCACUGUGUUCCUCCAGCUUCCCUACUCCAAGAGAAAGUAUUCCAGCAACCAGCAACGGCGCCGACGCAACUCCACUGCCUCCGCGAGCCAGGGCCUGUUUGGCUGCGACGAGCAUGUGGGCUACCACUGGGCCUACAACACCAUGCUUACCAAGGCCUGGAGGACGGGCGUGCUGGGGGACGAGAGGCUGGCUGACCGCCUUCUCCGAGACUUCACCGACUUCUGUGCCAACAAGGACAACAGGCUGGUCAACUUUUGGGACGGUUGUCAGGAUAAGAUGAACGCCAGCGCUCCGUGAGAAAGGACCCCGAUCCAAAGGACCCCGAUCCAAAGGACAUGAAAUGGGGAUGAAACUGAUAUGUAUAGACUACUGCCUGAUUAAAGAGAAUACAUUAUUUAAUUGUAUAUCCA